AUGUACUCCUCGUCGAAUAAUUUCCUCGGGGGUGGUGCCGGUGGCCGUCCCGGCCAGGCACCAUUCAUGCAACAGCAACAACAGCCCCCCUAUUCGCAAUUCUCACAAGGUCAACAACAGCCAUCGAUGCAACAACCCCAACCGACUGGGUUUGCUCAGCAGCCUACAGGUAUUGCUCCACAGCAGACCGGAUUCGCCGGCCAGCCCUCCCCGUUCGGUAACUCGCAGCUACAGCCUCAAGCUACCGGAUUCCCCGCGGGGCAGAUCCAGCCGCAAUUCACUGGCUUCCCCGGCGCUGCGACUCAGCAACCCCAGCAGCAGCAAGCGCAAAGCUUCCAACAGCAGUACACUGGAUUCCCUCCCCAGAACCAGGCGCAGCAGCCGCCACCGGUGCCACAGAUACCAACUCGCUUCAAGACCUCCUCCGAUAUCGCGAACUCCUUCCAAGGUGCUCCUGGCUCUGGGGCACCCCCUCAGGUGCCGCCAAAGUCUGGGUCAAAGAUUCCAAGCAUUCGGCUUUCUUUCAUCACGGCGCAGGAUCAGGCGAGAUUCGAGCAGCUCUUCAAGUCUGCUGUUAGCGAUAGCAAGACAAUGGAUGGUGGGUCUUGUUUCCAUGUGCCCAAUGGGCCACAUCUCAAAGGCUUGUAUGCCAGCGAGAAAGCAAGAGAUCUUUUGCUGCGAUCCAAGUUGCCGGGCGCCGAUCUUUCUAAGAUCUGGGUCUUGUCUGAUACCACUAAAUCCGGACAGUUGUUCUUCCCUGAAUUUGCAUUGGCCAUGUACCUCUGCAAUCUCCGUAUCACUGGCCGUGAGCUGCCUUCUUCCCUACCCGAGACGAUCAAGAACGAGGUUUCCAGCAUGGUUGACAUCAUCUCGUUUGAUGUCCCCGAGGAGCCGGUCCAACAGCGAACAAACGUUCCCAACUUUGAUGCGCCUCUCAUGGAGAGCAAGUCGACGCCCCCAGUUGUUCAACAGCCCGUCCCGCAGCAACCGAACAACGCCCAGCUCCUGUCGCAGCUGACAGCACAGCCUACUGGGUUCUUCCCACAACAGACAGGUAUCCAGCAACCCAACCAAAACCAGUCUCAGUUCCUUCAGCCUCAACAGACUGGAUUCAUGGGCAACCCGCAGGCUACUGGAUAUACCGGCCCCCGGCCCCCGAUGCCGCCUAUGCCUACUGGUUACGGGUCGGCACAAACCGGUGGAAUGCAAGGCCUGACGGCGCAACCUACAGGCAUUCCAGGUCAAUGGGGAUUCAUCAAUACACCAGCACAGGGUUUGCCCAACAUUGAAGCUAUGAAACAGCAGCUUAUGCCGCAGCCUGGGCGUGAAGGUGGUUUCAGUGCUGUUGGUCUUUCAGGAAAUGCUACGGUUGCCUGGGCAAUUACAAAGGAGGAGAAGAAGAUUUACGACGAUCUUUUCCGCGCAUGGGACGGUUUCCGUAAGGGCUUCAUCAGUGGUGAGACUGCCAUCGAGAUCAUGGGUCAAAGUGGGCUGAAUAGAAAAGACCUGGAACGGAUCUGGACCCUGGCUGAUCCCCAUAACCGCGGCCGACUGAACAUGGAUGAGUUCGCCGUGGCUAUGCACAUGAUCUACCGUGCUCUGAACGGAUACGCAGUUCCAAACCGCCUACCACCCGAGCUUGUUCCUCCUUCUACAAGAAACUUGAAUGACUCUAUCGGUACAGUCAAGUCCCUUCUUUCUCAGGAUGCUGAAAAUCGCAAGGCUAGUGGGGCGUUCCUGCAGCCACAGAAAACUGGUGUCAGCUACCUCAAAGAUCACUCCUUCCGUGGUGGCGCAGGAGGCUCUGCUGGUGCCAGCCGUAAGGAUGCGACGAUGUUCAAGAACAAUGAUUCCGCUGGUGGAUACCGCUCCAGUGCACGUCGUCGCGUUGGUAACGAGGCUCGUACCCCGUCACCGUCCGCCUCUGGCGCUUCAGAGGAAGAGUAUUCUGUGGAACAGCUCCAAAAGAAGAUCCGCGAGGCCAAAGUGAUGAUUGACGCUGCCGACUUCCAGGACGAGAACCGAGCCGAGGAUGAUGAUGUUCUAGACCGCCAGGAUCGCCGCGAGGCAGAAAGUCUCAUGGACCGUAUCCGUCGUGUACAGGACGAUCUCGAUACUCACCCCAAUGCCGCACUCCGUCAAGUGGACAGUGGUGCAGAGCGCAGGGCUCUUCGUCGCCAACUGCAGUCCUUUGAAGACCAAGUUCCUCAGGUUGCAUCUGACGUGCGUCGUCUUGAGCGUGAAAUCGCGGAGGCGAAGCUUGAGCUCUUCCGUCUCAAGGACGCCAAGGCACAUCCUGGAGGCGCCUCUAACAUCAUUGGCACUGGCCCUGGCGGCACUGUGACUGAGGCAGAUCGGAUCAAGGCCCGCGCGCGUGCGCGUAUGCAAGCCCGGGCUGCCGAGCUUUCAGGGCGCCCCGCACCCGCGACGGAAGAUGACGAUGGCCAAGCAGCUCGUCGUCUGGAGUCUGAGAGCACUCACGUGAAGAUGGAGCGGGAGCGCAACGAGACUAUGACUCGUGAUGUCGAGGAAAGUGUCCGUGAUUUCGCUCGCAGUUUGGAAGACAGCCUCCGGGAAGAAGGCCAGAACUCCACACGUGAGCAUGAGAAGCGUCGUUGGGAAGAUGCAUUGGGAGUUGAGGACACUAUCCGCGACUUCAUCUACGAUCUCAGCCGCAAUGCGCGAACUGCAAAUGUUCGCAAAGAAGAGCGAGGACGACGUUCCCCGGAGGUUUCUUCUCGAGCAUCUCCAGCUGCCGAAUCUCACGCUGCACGUCCUUCAAUGCCCAAGUCUGUGGACUCGUCAAGCUCUCUUCCUGGUGGUACACAUGAAGAUCGUGUGGCGGCUGCUCGGGAGCGUGCACAGAAGCGCAUUGCUGAGCGCAUGGCUGCUGCUGGUUUGAAGCCGAAUGACGCUACUGAGACUCUUGCGCAACGCCAGGAGCGUGAGAAGAAGGAGCGCGAAGAACGUGUCAGACGCGCCGAGGAAGAAGAUGCUAAGCGAGAACAGGAGAGACAGCGUCGCCUGGCCGAGGAACGGGGUGGUCCUACUGAGGCAGCUCCCAAGACUGCGGGCAAGAAACCUCCUCCAGCACCGCCCACCCGCAGGGCCCGGGCAGAUAGUGCUGGUCAAGCCGAUGCUAAGAAAGAAGAGGAAUCCACUAAAGUGGAUCAGGGUGCCCGUGAGCAGGCUAUCAAGCAAGAACAAGAGGUGCAGGAGGCAGAGACCAAGCGUCUAGAGAGCGAGGCAAGCCAACGCGAGCAGGAGUUCCAACGGGAGAAGGAUGCUCAAGCUGCUCGACUUCGUGCUCUAGAGGAACAGGUCCGCCAGGGCAAGAUCAAGAAGCAGGAAGAGAAGCGCCGCAGGGAAGAGGCUAGCCGACAUGCCAAAGAACAGGAAGCUAGUCUUGCAGCCCAACGAGCUGAACUGGAGGCGGCUAAGGAACGUGAGCGACAGCUGCAACUUGAACUCGAGGGACUUGAAGACUCAUCGUCCGAUGACGAAGGCCCUGCCGAUAUCACGCCUCAGUUCAGCACCCCGACGCAGAGCCAAAUUCUCCCUCCCCAGCCUCCCGUGCCCGCGAUGACUGAACCUCCCACCCCCGAAAGCGUGCCCAGUGAAGUGGGCUCCCCUGAAAGCAGCCGUAGUGUUCCUGCCGCCACGCCCGAUGCCGAGUCCAAGAACCCAUACUUCAAGAACAUGGGUCAGCCAUCCGACCCCAUUCAAGCAGCUUCGCCGCCGGCCACCGCUCAGUCUACGAACCCCUUCCACCGCAUGGUGCAGCAAGAACCUAUCAAGCCCACCUUCACCGGUGCAGCCCCCCUGGAACGCAAGACUCGUGUCCGCCCUGAGGAAGACGAUGACUGGUCCGCUGCCGGCUCCGACUUCGAUUCGUCUGACGAUGAGGACGACGGUCCAACCGGCGGCAGCGCCAAACAACUUGCCAGCAUCUUGUUCGGUACUAUGGCGCCCCCACGUCCUCUGAGUGCCAUGGAUGAAGAGAAGCCUACCUCGAAAUCCGCUACCCCGGUACAAGACACCCCUGUUGCACCUCCACCCCCGCCCCCAGCAGCUUUGCCUCCUGUCCCUGCUAUUCCUACCUCCGGCGAUUCCACCUCCCCACCAGCCGCACCAUCUGGAGUCCCUCCCCCUCCCCCGCCUCCACCUCCUCCCCCAGGAGCCGGUGCUCCUUCUAUGCCCCCGCCCCCGCCUCCUGGCGGAGCCUCCUCUAUUCCCCCGCCACCCCCUCCGACUGGCAUCCCGCCUCCACCUGCUCCUCCAGCCGCGGCCGGUGCUCCUGGUGACCGAGGCGCCCUCCUUGCGUCCAUCCAGCAAGGCAGGACCCUGAGGAAAACUCAAGUGAACGACCGUAGCACAAGCUCGUCGGCCGGACGCGUGCUGUGA
Molecule: messenger RNA, 4404 nt
Organism: Penicillium vulpinum
Lineage: Eukaryota; Fungi; Ascomycota; Eurotiomycetes; Eurotiales; Aspergillaceae
Gene: pan1
Product: actin cytoskeleton-regulatory complex protein PAN1
Exons: 4
Coding region: 1-4404 (1467 amino acids)
Biological process (GO): endosomal transport; endocytosis
Cellular component (GO): cytoplasm; plasma membrane
Molecular function (GO): actin binding; calcium ion binding
Source: RefSeq, a predicted model, not a curated record